AUGGCUCUUCGGACUUUCGUAUGCUUGCCAAGUCAGCACAUCAGUUUAGAUAAAAAUGGAAAUAGAAAAACAAGAUACAGAAAAUGGAAGAUUUCUCAUAAUAAAGCAAAGUCUUAUCUCAUGAGAAAACCUCGAUCGAGUCUAUGUAUGCAUAAAAAGCAUAUAAUAGAGGAAAAUAUAUUUAAGCAGUAA
Messenger RNA from Clunio marinus, 192 nucleotides. The record is from the annotation of a GenBank genome assembly. NCBI's taxonomy places the organism in Eukaryota, Metazoa, Arthropoda, Insecta, Diptera, Chironomidae.